AGCACCGCCGUGCCCAGCGCCGCAGCCGGGCGGGCGGAGCGGCCCCGGCCGGGCCCGACGCUGCCGCUGCCGGGAGCUCCGUGAGGGAGCGCCGCCCCCGCUGCCAUGGCCGCCCGGAGAGUCUGGAGUAUGUGAGGGGCUGCCUGAGGAAUCACUUAUAUUUUAAUUUCUGCUUCAUCAGAUGCUCCUGCCCUGCCCUGUGCCUCCAGGAGUGUGACCCCCCCAGUGCUGGGGCAGCCCACAGCUGAGAUGGUGGCCUUUAACUGGAAGGCUCUGGAGAGCUUCCCACUGCUGAUGUACAUUUUGGCAGCUAAAACAUUGAUCCUUUGCUUGGCCUUUGCUGGAGUCAAAAUGUACCAGAGCAAGAAAAUUGAGGAGAAACUGAAGAGGGAACGUGAGCAGAGACUGAAAGCAGAAGCAGAGAAGAAGGAUGAGUGAAGAGUUCCUCAGGUGUGGAAGGGAUCCCAGCUCCUUGGCUUGGACAUUGGGAAUCCCAGUGGGAUUGGUUUGGAGUGUGCAAUUGGCCCUGAGCUCUUGGGAUGUUUGGGAUGGUUCAGGGGAUUUGCUCUCUCGUUCUUUGUGGGACUUGCAUGAGCCACUGUCCUGUGUGAGGAGCUUUUAGCACAAUUUUCCCUCUCUGCUUUUGUCUCCCUGGGUUUUUGUGCCUGAUGCUCAAAGAGAGGGAUAAAUUGGGAAUAACUGCAGGGGAGCAGGCAGGCAGGAUGCUGCAGUCAGAGCUCUGGGCCUGAAGUCACAAAAUAAAGAGAGAAAAUAAUCA
This is a messenger RNA of Serinus canaria (Common canary), 778 nucleotides long. RefSeq names its product small integral membrane protein 11 (gene SMIM11). The record is from RefSeq and is a predicted model, not a curated record. The transcript is spliced from 4 exons. Bases 250 to 438 code for a protein of 62 amino acids. NCBI's taxonomy places the organism in Eukaryota, Metazoa, Chordata, Aves, Passeriformes, Fringillidae.